Periophthalmus magnuspinnatus is the source of this 4563-nucleotide messenger RNA. RefSeq names its product stromal interaction molecule 1a (gene stim1a). The record is from RefSeq and is a predicted model, not a curated record. Gene Ontology annotation, biological process: store-operated calcium entry; activation of store-operated calcium channel activity; intracellular calcium ion homeostasis. Lineage: Eukaryota; Metazoa; Chordata; Actinopteri; Gobiiformes; Gobiidae. Bases 195 to 2690 code for a protein of 831 amino acids. Gene Ontology annotation, cellular component: plasma membrane; endoplasmic reticulum. The transcript is spliced from 15 exons. Gene Ontology annotation, molecular function: protein binding; calcium ion binding; calcium channel regulator activity.
UGCCAGCGCAGAGGAAGGCAGUUCCCAGUGCGCUCUCUGCGGUUCUUUCGGAGCUGGAUCUGCCUCUCACUGGAGCUACCACACUCAGCUUUAGCGUCGCUCUGUUUCGGCUUCAGGCGACCGCGCAUCUGCGGCAAUGUUAAUCCAGAGCUGAGAGGGACUUUACGGGCUCUACAUGACAGUGUACACCAGUCAUGGAGUGGAACAGAUUAAUGACCUUGUGGAUACUCUGCUUGUGUCUGGUCUGCGAGAGCUGGAGUGACAAAACCCCGCCCCCUGUCCCCACAACGGACAGUCCAGUGGCCGAAAGUGUGUCAGAGGAUGGAGCCAAUGACAUUUACAAACGCAGAAGGGUCUGGAGAGUAGAGUCAACUGGCCCAAAAUUUACUUUUUAUGAUUUCUGUCGUAUCGAUGAGCCACUAUGCAGCGAUGAGAAUGGCCUUUUGAGUUUCGAGGCCAUCCGAAGUAUCCACAAGCAGAUGGACGACGACGCGAAUGGGAACGUGGACGUGGCAGAGACAGACGGAUUCCUUCGAGAAGACCUAAACUACCAUGACCCAAAGGCCAAGCACAACAGCUUUCAUGGUGACGACCAGUUCAUCAGUGUGGAGGACCUGUGGAAUGCAUGGAAAGGCUCUGAAGUGUAUAACUGGACGGUGGAUGAGGUGGUGGAAUGGCUCAUCUCGUAUGUAGAGCUCCCUCAGUAUGUGGAGGCCAUCCGCAAAAUGAACUUUAGUGGAAGUGCCAUGCCAAGGCUUGCUGUGAAGAACACCACCCUGACACUGUCCAUUCUGAAGAUCCUGGACCGGAGCCACGUGCAGAAGCUCCAGCUCAAAGCACUGGACACAGUGCUGUUCGGAGCACCACUAAUGAACCGACACAACCACUUGAAGGACUUCAUGCUGGUUGUGUCCAUAGUUAUUGGAAUGGGGGGCUGCUGGUUUGCCUACAUCCAGAACCGCUACUCCAAAGACCACAUGAAGAAGAUGAUGAAGGACUUAGAGGGUCUGCAGAGGGCCGAGCAGAGCCUACAUGACCUGCAGCAGAAGUUACAGAUAGCGCAGGAGGAGCACCGCACAGUGGAGGUGGAAAAGGUGAACCUGGAGCAGAAGCUGAGAGAUGAGAUCAACACUGCCAAACAGGAAGCUCAGCGCCUGAGGGAGCUCCGAGAGGGCACCGAGAACGAGCUGAGCCGCCAGAAGUACGCAGAGGAGGAGCUAGAACAGGUGCGCAUGGCUUUGAAAAAAGCUGAGAAGGAGCUGGAGUCCCGGAGCGGCUGGUCCCCCCCUGAGCCUCUCCAGAAGUGGCUGCAGCUCACACAUGAGGUGGAAGUGCAGUACUAUAAUAUCAAGAAGCAGAAUGCAGAACGGCAGCUCCUAGUGGCUAAAGAGGGGGCCGAGAAGAUCAAGAAAAAGAGGAACACUCUCUUUGGGACUUUCCACGUGGCUCACAGCUCUUGUCUAGAUGAUGUGGACCACAAAAUAUUGGCAGCAAAGCAGGCUCUGGGUGAGGUGACGGCCGCUUUGAGGGAGAGACUGCACCGGUGGCAGCAAAUCGAGAUCCUCACAGGCUUCACCAUCGUCAACAACCCCGGGCUGCCCUCACUGGCCUCGGCUCUCAACCUGGACCCCAGCUUCAUGGGAGGAAGAGCCACGCCACAGCACUUCAUCAUGACCGACGACAUGGAGGAGCUAGAGGAGGACAUCAUGCCUGGAACUCUGUCAUAUGCGCUGCUGGAACGGAGAGCCAGUGAGCUGUGGUCCGUCGUCCCUGACACUCGCCUCGGCAGGAAAUACUCCGCUCCCAGUAUGAUGUCCCUGCGCCAACGCCACAUUGACCCACAGCUGGCCAUGGGCUCCCAGAGGUUGGUAGAGAGUAGCCUGUCACCAGGGCAGCAGGGGGAGGGCUCGUUUGCCAGGCCGAGGGCUGUGCUGAGGCAGUCGCGCAGUCAGUCAUUCGGCCAGCUGGACUCUCUGCCCCUGCCCCCCCUCUCCUCUGCCGUGUCACAUCCCUCCAUCCCUUACUCCGCCUUCAGCCAUCCUGUGUCUUCUCUGUCCUCCUCUGCCUCCUGUCUGCCAAGCGCUGUCUUCCACUCUUCUUUUCAGCCCAUGGACCCCAUUCCUGAUGUGUCCCUGUCCGAGGCCAAUCUGCUUUCGUCAUGUAGCGGCAGCUUGGGGGACCUAAACCGCUCUGACUCGGACUCCUCCUUGUCCUUAUCCCAAGUGGGUGACCGGCUGGCGGCUUAUAGUUCCAAAGGCCACAUCCUGAAGCCCACCUCGCUGCACUACGGCCUUUCCCGACACGCCGACGACACGGUCUCUCUCCAUGGCCUCACCCCGAACGGAGGCGGCCGCGUCUCAGACAUGGGCCACGGGGAACCGCUCUCUGACAGCCCUCUCCUCAUGAAGAAGGUUUAUGGAGUGGAGAGCUCCAACAGCGCUGGGGACAUCCACACUUACAUGUCUGAGUCUUCCCGUUCCCUCAGCCCCAACUCCACCGAACCCGACACCCCCUCCCCCAUGGGGCAAGUGGGGGUUAUGUUGGGGUCAAAGGGCAGCACCCGUAUCCCUCAGCUCUCCUCCAAGAAGAGCCCGGUGGAGGAAGAUAGCUGCUCCACGGGAGACGAUACAGAUUCUACCGCCAGUCGCAAGAAACACACCUUCAAAAUCUUCAAGAAGCAGAAGAAAUAGGGCUCAAUAAACUUUUGGUUAGGGUUAGGGUCAUGUGGUUUUGGGUCCGGUGCAUAGAGUGUAUAAAAAAAUACAGUCUGUGGUCUUCAGUCUUCUAAUAUACAGUCUAUGGUCUGGUGAUGGCACUUUGGUUCCUUUGUAUAUUUGUAGGAUUGGUACCUACCAGGUGGACUGGCUUUUCCUGGUCAUUGUAGAAUAUGGGCUUUGGUAGUAUGUAUAUUGGAUUGUAAAGUAUUAUUUAUUGAGUGCGAAAUCAGUGCCGCUCAAACUGGUGUGUCCCUGUGGACCUUUACCACUUUGCAUGUCCCCUCUUUGGUUUGUCCCAUCUUUGAAUGCCUGUUUUCUUGGUUCUUGUUAAUCUGCUUAGAUUACACUUGUUACUUUGGCCACAGGCCAAGAUGAAAUGACUUUCCUUUAUUAUGCUGAUUUGGCUAAAUUAUGGUAAUUUAAAGAUGACAAAGUCAUUGUGAAAAAACAAAACACCACCAAAUACAUUUUGGUCAUUCGCUCAAUAUUUGGCCGUCAGUUCAGAUGCACUGUAAAUGUACUAUGCUGUUACAUGGUGGAGCAAUACAGACAUGAUUAGUUUUAAUCCGUUUUGAUACAGAUAUACCUUGUGAAGAUGGUAAAGUUUAUAAGAAAUAAAUCACUUUUAUUUCCUUGUACUCCUAACUGAGCACACAGUAUUAGUAGUUAUUAGUAGCUGUCCAGGGCAAAUCUUUUGUACGUCCAUGUGAACAUUUGUUUUUCUACAAAUGGUUCCCAGCAAAUCAAUUAUGUCAGUGAGAGGUUCUGUUGGAAAGGGCUGUGGAUGAAGUUCUUUGCAUAAAUGUAUGCUUCAGUUCUAUCUUUUCAGGUAGAACCUAACCUCAACUUCCUUUUUGGACAAAGACCAGUCAUGUGCCAAAGGCCUUGUUCACAGAGGCCCCAGUUAUGUGUGUGUGUGUGUAGCCCCUUUGCUGCAAUGUGUCUCUUGUCCCUCCGUUUCACCUGUCCCUCCGCGGCCCCUGUACGUCCCUUUAUUGAUCCGAGCACUAGCUUCAUCCAAGUGCUCUGUUUAUGAAUGUGGUCUCUGGGUGAACACAGAAAAUAUGCAACAGUGGAAGUGUCAAAUGUUUUGUGUACAAGUUUUUCCCUCAUAUUUGCUAGAUCUAAUUAGAUUUCUUAACCUGUAUUGUCACCCCCAAAACCAAAGUUUUACUACAACUUUUAUGGCUCGUGUUUUUUAGUCCCAGUUAAAUACUGGGAUUCAGUAUAAAGCAUAAACACAAAGAACCACUUUUGUGUACUGAAAAGGGCUUGUUUCAAGUGUUCUUUUGUUAAUGUAUUUGUUACUUCAGAUGGAAUUCGACGCAGGUGUCGCAGUACUGCUUUAAAUGCCAGGUUUACACUGCUGAAACCGUGCUGAAACUUGAAACAAACUAAAACACAUUUUAUUCCUCCAAAUUUUCCUUAGUUACCUAAAACCAUUAUCUGUCAAAUCUAAAGUAAAGGCCACGUGCUCUGGUAAGCCAAAUCAGAAUGUUCAAUGUUACACUAAUGGAUUGCAGAAAAACUGUUUUUACAAACUAGUUUGUACAUUAGUUGCACGAGCGCUGUAAAUAUGGAUGCGUCUGUAGAAUGCACUGUUGUGUUGACGCAUGUCAUCUGCUAUAAUGCCACAUACUAUUUAUACUCCACAGACAAGAAAACACUUCUGAUGAGAGUCCUUUAGAAUGAUCUAAGCAGAACGCGUGCGCGCUUCCUGCUGUCUUUUUAACAAAGUCUACUUUAUGAUUAUUACAGACAGUAUAUUUGUACUUUUGCAUCUUCUGUGAUGGCCGAGACUUAUGGCACUCUUGCAUGAAAGCAAUAAACUAUUUUAAACUAUCCA